AUGUCGUUCCAUUGGUCGAAUUCGCCCUUCAUGCAGAGUCUCAACCUCCAUGCAAUAUUCAGCACACUUAACGUCGUACAACCAGGCAAGCCCGACUCGCAGCUAGAGACGACUACGCCCUCUGUAUUAUUGAUACUGAUUGGUCGAGAGCGCCCUCUACAAACCUAA
Parastagonospora nodorum SN15 is the source of this 168-nucleotide messenger RNA. RefSeq lists its product as hypothetical. The record is from RefSeq and is a predicted model, not a curated record. The transcript has 2 exons. Bases 1 to 168 code for a protein of 55 amino acids. Lineage: Eukaryota; Fungi; Ascomycota; Dothideomycetes; Pleosporales; Phaeosphaeriaceae.